AUGCUCACACAACUUUUCUUUUCUUCAAUCAUUCAUGAACCUAUCUAUAAAUUAUCAAUUGUUCUUCCAACUGAACAGGAAUUUAUUCAUCAAAUAAAUAAUACAGAUAUAUCUGCAUCUUAUUCAUGGUCUGAUACUGUUCAUGAAUGUUUUAUUCAACAAGUUCAAUUAUAUCCACAAAAAUUAGCACUUGAACUCGAUGGACAAUCACUUACUUAUAGUGAAUUAUUAUAUUUUGUAUAUUGUUUAACAAAUUAUUUAACUGAUAAAAUUCAACCAAAUGAAAUUAUAUGUCAAUGUGUCGAACGAUCUUUUGAAAUGAUUAUUGGGAUGUUAGCAAUCUUAUCAAGUGGUGCAGUCUAUUGUCCAUUAUCACCUCUGGAUCCACCAGAAUGA
Molecule: messenger RNA, 396 nt
Organism: Adineta steineri
Lineage: Eukaryota; Metazoa; Rotifera; Eurotatoria; Adinetida; Adinetidae
Source: the annotation of a GenBank genome assembly